Messenger RNA from Morus notabilis, 934 nucleotides. RefSeq lists its product as uncharacterized. NCBI's taxonomy places the organism in Eukaryota, Viridiplantae, Streptophyta, Magnoliopsida, Rosales, Moraceae. The transcript has a single exon. The coding region runs from base 277 to 768 and encodes 163 amino acids. The record is from RefSeq and is a predicted model, not a curated record.
GUUAAUCUUGGUUGGCAAAUAUUAGUAUGACCUUAAAAACAAAAAUCAACUUUCGUUUAGUUUGACGAGCAAUUCGGAACUCACUUUGAUCUCCCACCUCUCAGAAACUCGGAUUCCGUUCCAAUCCUCAACUGGGUUUCUCCGAUUCUUCUCAAAACUCUCACAUUUUCCCAUCAAAAUCUUUUUUUUUCCUUUCUUUAUUAUUGUCCAUUAGAAAGUGGUCCUUCCUCUCUAUAACUGUAAGGCACGUUCAAUAAAGUCAUAUUUACAAAAUUGAUGUCUGUUUCGGAUAAGGAGAUCUCCAGCGUUGGCGAUAGUGGCGUUGUUGGUGUCAGUGGAAGUGGCGGUGACGAUCCCGAUGACGACGACGACGAUGAUAAGAAGAAGAAGAGUGGGGUCCACCAAGAUAUUGAUGAUCAUAAUAGCUUUAGUGGGUUUUCAAGGAAAUUGGGAAAAGCAAAGAAGCUUGUCUUGAGACCAUUUAACAGAAAACUCUCUAAAAAAUUAGGAUCCCAUAUAAAGGCGGCUUCUUCUUCUUCUUGUUUUUCAGGUAAGAGGAAUGGUGAUGAUGUUAAUAAAAGUUGUUGCUUUUGUUUCACAACAAACCCGUCUGGGGAAUCGGGAAUUGGGUCUCGGUCUCAGAGCAUUGACCCAAACCAUCCCACAUUCACUUAUGAUAUGGUGAGAGUUUUGAUGGAGACGAGUGAUUUUUAUUCAAAAGAAUGCAAUACCCAUUUGGAUUCCGAAGUCUCUUUUGCUGAAGACUGAUGGAUUUUUGCAAUUGAUUCAAAUAUUGUUAUUUGUGUUGUUGUUCUUGUUGUUGGUCAUAAUAUGAAUAUAUUUGAGGUUAUAUAGUUUGGAAUGGAAGGGUCAGACAAGAGCUUGCUGAAUUUAGAAGCUCUCUUGUUCUCUGGCUCAUUAUAUUGGAAGUUAA